UUUCCUUUCUCUCCUCUCUCUCUUUCCUGGUAUCCUUUGCACUUUCGGGUCCAUUUCCACCACAGCUUCCUUAGCCGUUUGGAUGAAUGCUCGAUCGGGGUGUUGUGGGAUCUUGCGCUGAAUCAUUUCUUCCUCUCAUGUUUUGCUGUACUGACAAAUUGGAACAAUUUACCCAUUGGGUUUUUUGGGUUGUAAUGUGUUUUCAUAUUCAAUUGAUGAAUUGGUGAUGAGUAGGCAGCUGGAGGUUGAUCAAUGGUUGUCAGAUUGUGAGUCGUUUUCGAAUUUGUGGUUUUGUAGCUGGAUUUGGUUGUCGCUCUCGUGAAGACGGCGAAUAUACUCGCCUGUGCCCAGCGUGCUAGUCCUUUGAUCUGUUAUGUGUAUUUUAAUGUUGUCAAUUUGGUCGAGUAUUGUUUUGGUGGCAGUGAACUUUGAGUGUGUCGUGGUUAAGGAUAUUCGUCGUUUGACAUAUGGUUAGCCAGAAGGAUUACAGGCGCGUUUUUGUUUUUGUUAAUAAUGUUUUUUGAAGUUAUUAACUCACCUGGCAAUUCCAGACUGAAUCUCACGUUUGUGUGAAACGUGUUGUACAUUUGUAGGUUGAGGUAGUCACGAUCCUUAGGAAAUACUGUUUGUGUUGCUGUUUUGGUUCCAUUUGCUUAGGGUUACGCUUGCCAAAUAUGCAGAAGAGAUGAGGCUAAGCUGUGGUAUCUGCAUUGACAUCUACGCUACAUCUAUGCCACCUACAACUGCAAUUUGUAAUUUGGUGUUGGAUUGACAAGGUUCUGUGGGACGUUUCCAGGUUGAAAACUAGUAUUAGUACAGUUUCGUAUUGUGGUAUCGUGGACCGUUUUGGAUAUUCAUGUGCUUGAGUUGCAUUAAGAUUUUUCGAUUGUCCCAUUGCGGAUUGCGAGGGUCUCUCGCAUGCCAAUUUAUACCUUCGACUUGAGUUUAUCAUGAAUCCACUAUUCUGACGUGUAGGUGGCCUUACGCCAAAUUCGUUUUGAGAGAUAUUCCUCUUCACUGGAAUGUCUAAGGAACUUUGUGUCGGAGACCGGGUGAAGGGAAAAAUAUUAGUGAUUCACUGCAAGGAAGAGCAUGGCGGCCCCAUCAUCUCGACUUUCACUGUCGAGUGUGAAGACCUCUGGUUCGGAGGCGUAUUACAAAAGCAACCUCGAUCUGGUUUUGAAGGAGAACAAGCAGCUUCGGCAACGCCUUGACCAGCUUGAAAAGGAGAAUCGUGGUCUCAAGAAAGCUGUGUAUGAUCUUAGUGUCAGCAGACAUAGUGCGUGUAUAGAAUUGGGCCGCACUGGGAAACCUUUUGAUAUCAAUAGCAUUAUCACUCCGGAGAGCUCUGGGCCCGAGUCGUUAGAAACUGCUGAUUUGCCUGAUAUCGUCCCUCAAAAAGUGGGAAUUCCAAGUGUUGCUGUACCUAAAAGUAAACGGCAAGCAGGUGGUCGACAAUUUUAUCUUGCUUGCGAUUUAAAGGGCCAUAAAGGACCAGUUUAUGCUGCGCAGUUUGCUAGAGCUAGCAAUCUGUUGGCGUCAGGGUCUUUUGACCAAAGCGUUCGAAUCUGGGAUGUGCAAACGCAGCGUGAAGUGCAAUGUUUUCAAGAGCAUCAACAGAAUGUUGCAGAUGUUGACUGGUCUAGCGAUGGAACUCGACUUCUUUCGGGCGGAUUCGAUCACUGUGUGAAAGACUGGGAUGUUGUUGCAGGGAAAGUCGUGCAUUCUUACAGCGAGUUGCAAGGGUUCAUUCAGGCUGUCCAUUUUAAUCCUGCAGAUAAUGACGUAUUUCUCGCUGGAAGUACUUCAAAACAUAUUUAUGUACUGGACCGACGCUUACAUAGCUCUGGAGGGUUGGCAAUGCUGCUCACUGGAGAUGCCAAAGUAGGUGCCCUUGUGGUAAGCCGGAGUGGCAAUUCGUGUCUUUCAGGAGAUUCACAUGGUGCCAUGAAGCUGUGGGAUCUGAGGACUAAGGCCUGUGUAGAGACCGUGUAUAAUGAAGACGGUCACAAGCCUAUAACAUCCCUCUCCACAUCUUCUGGGUCUCAUGUUGGCAACGAAGAGGGCGUCCAUCUUGCCGUCAACAGCUAUGAUAACGUUCUGAGAGUUUAUGACAGAUAUUCUGUCACGGAACAGCCUCCACUAAAGUUGGGAAGCUUGCGGCUGGUACAUUCUAUAAACGGCACUCGUACCAAGAAUUGGCCGAUCAAAAGCUCUAUGUUUCAAGGACAUGAUUAUCAGCAAUCUGUUAGAAGACGUCGACACAAGAGUAUCGACGGGUUGUCGGCGAAUGGAGAUUUCAGGCCUCGAAGUCCAGAAGCCUCAUCGUUUCAAGAUGCAAGUGUGCAUGAUGCGCUGUUGCUUGCAACUGGUAGCGCAGAUAAUUUUGCAUACAUCUUCGAUGUCAGUGGUCCAAGCGGAACUUCUGAGCUUGUGCAACGGUUGGAAGGUCACACUGAUCGCGUGUGUGCUGCCGUCUUCCAUCCCGUAGAUCCAAUUCUUACAACUUGUUCCUCGGAUUUCACUCUUAAAAUUUGGUCUCCACGGCAUUUAACGGAUAUAGGCUAAUCCCUUAAAUUUAGCUCGAAAGUUCGUAAGUCCAUGAGGAUCUGGCGAUGAUUCUACUUAUGCAUUUAACUCAGAAAGCCAUGGAGCCAAAGAUCGAGGCAAGGGGCAUUUUAAUUUAAUACGUAGUUUGCACAAAUCUGUUCCGUGUCAUAAUGUGCAUUAGUGACUGGUUCGCUUUAAUUCCAACGUAUUUUAUCAUUUUCAUCUCCCUCAAGUCAAUCAACAGUGUAAUGCUCAAGAGCAUUUCACCACUGGAUCUUGUCCAGGGUCAUUUUUUGUACUCGAGAACCUGUUAAUGAUGUGGUGUCUACUGAUUACGAUCGACGUGGAACCACAGUGAGAUGAAUAACGCUCUUUUUGUU
Messenger RNA from Physcomitrium patens, 2930 nucleotides. NCBI's taxonomy places the organism in Eukaryota, Viridiplantae, Streptophyta, Bryopsida, Funariales, Funariaceae. The record is from RefSeq and is a predicted model, not a curated record.